UAAAUCUCAUCUUACUCUCUCAUUAUCCCCGUAGUGUCUCCCACUCUCUCUCGAUAAACAAUGGCGACUCUAUACGCCCCAUCUUUACUAACGCCAAAAUCUCUCCUUUCACCUCGCCCUCAACUCACACUUAGCCUUCGACCUAACUCACCGAGUCUCAAACUCCCAACUCGGUUUCGCUCUGGCUCGAUUCUGUCCGUCAAAGCUGGACCAAAAGACAGCGACUACUCCUCAAAGAGGAGCAGCAGCAAUGAACCGAGGGAGACGAUAAUGUUACCUGGCUGUGAUUACAACCACUGGCUCAUUGUAAUGGAGUUUCCCAAAGACCCAGCUCCCACUAGAGAGCAAAUGAUUGAGACUUAUCUCAACACUCUUGCUACCGUUCUGGGCAGCAUGGAGGAAGCAAAGAAAAAUAUGUAUGCUUUCAGCACCACCACUUACACUGGAUUCCAGUGCACUGUGUCUGAAGAAACAUCUGAGAAAUUCAAGGGACUGCCAGGAGUUCUCUGGGUGCUGCCCGACUCAUACAUAGAUGUCAAAAAUAAAGAUUAUGGAGGUGAUAAAUAUGUAAAUGGGGAGAUAAUUCCAUGCACAUAUCCUACUUAUCAGCCAAAGCAACGAAAGGAAUCAAAAUAUGUUAGCAAACGAUAUGAGAGACGACGAGAUGGUCCUCCACCUGAACAAAGAAGACCAAGACAAGCAGCAGCUCAGUCAGACUCAACAUCUGGAUAAGUUUGGAAGCAAAGGCCAAUUGUACUAUGCUGCCGUGGAUAUUGGUUGUAUAAUUAAGACCCCUGUUUUGUGAGUUAUUCAUCUGUUCAUGAUUUUUCUUUUUCUGGGUUAAAGUCUCUCUUUGCUAGAGUUUUGGAAACAUUUGUGCUAAUGGACUUUUUCAGAUUCAUUGUUACGUGAGUUAAAUGUCUAGUAGUACUUUUGUAUCAGAUUUCCUCACCUAGUUAUACUUUUGGAAACGUUUAUCAAAAAAUUUUCAUUUUAA
Mangifera indica (mango) is the source of this 997-nucleotide messenger RNA. Its product is annotated as multiple organellar RNA editing factor 9, chloroplastic-like. The coding region runs from base 61 to 732 and encodes 223 amino acids. Lineage: Eukaryota; Viridiplantae; Streptophyta; Magnoliopsida; Sapindales; Anacardiaceae. Gene Ontology annotation, cellular component: chloroplast. Gene Ontology annotation, biological process: cytidine to uridine editing; chloroplast RNA modification. The transcript has 5 exons. The record is from RefSeq and is a predicted model, not a curated record.